This is a messenger RNA of Acipenser ruthenus (sterlet), 4730 nucleotides long. RefSeq names its product tumor necrosis factor receptor superfamily member 3-like. Gene Ontology annotation, biological process: hematopoietic or lymphoid organ development; positive regulation of canonical NF-kappaB signal transduction; immune response. The record is from RefSeq and is a predicted model, not a curated record. The transcript has 11 exons. Gene Ontology annotation, molecular function: ubiquitin protein ligase binding. NCBI's taxonomy places the organism in Eukaryota, Metazoa, Chordata, Actinopteri, Acipenseriformes, Acipenseridae. The coding region runs from base 1074 to 2348 and encodes 424 amino acids.
UGACGUGACAAGACGCGCUUCGCUCUGCAGCAAUACCCCUCUCGAACUUCGGAAGAAAACUAGAUCACAUGUUUGCUCUCAUUUCGAGGAAGUAUAGUUCCCAGCAACGGAGGCGCCCAAAUCUCUUUUUUUUUACACUGAGCAAAAACGAAACGUAAAAUACUCGAUAAACAACGUAGGCUACUAACAGCGGGCAGUGUUUAAUUGAGGGGUCGUGCGGCCUACCAAAAUGUGUCGUCGAAUUCAAACGUAUUUUUCAUAAUUAGUAUUUUUUUUUAAGACAACCGAUACGUCUGAUUAUUCAUUUUGGAUAAUAAGAAGAAAGACACCGUCUCAUUUUGAGACAGGUUUGGAGUUUUACUUCUAAAAAAAGAAAAUGUAAUGUAGGCCUACCAGAAUGGACAGAGGUCAAUUUUAAAAAAAAACUAGCUUGUCGUACGAGCAACAUGAUUAAUUAAAUCAAAAUGAAAAUUUGACAGAUGGGGAUUAUCUGUAUAUGUGACGCGGGGUAUUGAACUGCUAUCCGGGGCUUGAGUGGUCAAGGUAGAGUUGGAAUAGUACUGUGACCUUCGUAUUUUUUUUAUUUUUUAUGUCAGCGUGAAAAUAUAGACUUCACAACGUUUGAGAUUAAGGUGCUGCUUUUCAACCACUGUAAGAGGAAAUACCGCCCCCAGCGGACACAUUUUUGUCUUGGAUCCUUCGACCUUGCCUUGUUGAGGCUGAAGUGCCUUGAUCAGCUACAUCCUCCCUCCUUCCAGUCUCUCUCCCUCCUCCUUCCCUCCUUCCCAGCCUGCCAGCCUCCUAGCUUCUCUGCCUCCCUCUCAGCCUCCUAGCCUCUCUCCAUCCUCCUUCCCUCCCUCCCAGCCUGCCAGCCUCCUAGCUUCUCUGCCUCCCUCCCAGCCUCCUAGCCUCUCUCCCUCCUCCUUCCCUCCCUCCCAGCCUGCCAGCCUCCUAGCCUCUCUGCCUCCCUCCCAGCCUCCUAGCUUCUCUCCCUCCUACCUCCCUCCCUCCGAGCCUCCCAGCCUCCUAGCCUCUCUCCCUUCCUCCCAGCCUCCUCCCUCCCAGCUUCCACGAUGUUUGGCUGUUUCUCCAUUCACCUCUGCCUGUGGUUUUGGAUUAUGCUUGUAGCUGAGGCAGCUCCUGGGCAGAUUUUUCCAUAUGUUCCAGAACAUGGUUAUUGUAGAGAUUCAACAACAGAAUAUCUCUCUGAUGGAGUGUGCUGCCGGAGGUGCGCGCCAGGUCAAUUUGCAAUUCACAAAUGCACAGCCACGUCCGAUACUCAUUGCAGCAGUUGUCCAGAAAACACUUUCACUGAACUCUAUAACUAUGCAUCCAACUGCAGGCUGUGCAGACCUUGUGAAGCUGGUCUGGUUGAGUUGUCCCCUUGCACCAAGACCAAGGGGAGCGUCUGUGUUUGUCCUGAAAACAGCAUCUGUUUGGGAGUGCCGCCCUGGGAAUGCGAGUCCUGUGAAGAUCACGAACCAUGCCAGCCUGGCACCUACACAUCACAAAAAGGUGAUUUGGAGCAGCACCCCAAGUGUUCCCCCUGCCCUACUGGCUUCUUCAAUGACCGCCCAUCUGUCACAGCGCACUGCUUCCAGCACAGCAACUGUACAGAAUUGGAGAUGGUGCUUGCAAAACCCGGGACGUCCGAAUCAAACGCUGUGUGCAAGGACCCCAUGGUUGACAAGGAUACCGGUUGGCUGGGGUCCGUGAUUCUCCUGGCUGUCGUUGCCAUGCUGGUCAUUAUUGCAGCCAUCGCUGGCACCCUCUGCUAUCUGAUAAGGAAACAGCAGCACAGUGAUAAAGACCACACCCCAGGCUCAGGCAAGGACUCCGAGCAGUCCAGUUUACUGUCUCCAAGUGGAAGCGUAAUCUCCUCGAACUCCAGCAUCCCACAGUUCCCUGCUCCAUCCGCAGGCUCACCCCCUCCCCCCAUCGCUGUGCCUCAUUCGCUGACUGCUCUGCAGGGGGCGGAGCAUGAAACACACAACAGGGCUUUCAUUGGUCUACAGGGUGGCAGGGAGGCAGGUCAACAGCAGAGGCUGUGUCGGCUUCCCUUCACUGGAGAGAUGAAGGUCAAUGGAAAUGUCUACAUUUACAACGGUCCUGUCGUGAACCAGGCUUCUCCCAGCUCAGACCAGCGCAGGGACCCCAGCCCCCCUCCCAGCUCAGACCAGCGCAGGGACCCCAGCCCCCCUCCCAGCCCCUCUCCUGAAAUCUCCCAGUUCAGGCUGCCAGUGCAGGAGGAGCGGUCUGCCGUACCAGUGCAGGAGCAGCAGGGGGCUCCACUGCAGGAGUCGGGGAAGGAGUUUCACAUCACCAUAGAGGAGACGAACUCGUACUGAGACUGAGAUCUCUGAGAUGUCCUUUGCCCGGAUUGCUGUGUUCAUGGGUCUGUGUAGCUGGAUCAGUGCAGCCGCUGUGCUGAGGGACAAAUCCGCUGUCACCAAGAUCCCUCAUCUUCCCAGUGCUUGUUGCUGAGUAGUUGCACACACUGCUCUUAUAGGUCUGGGAGCGAAUCGGAGUGACGCAUUGCCUGACCACAUAAAGUAGCACGCAGUUAAUUUAACACUCUCCUUUUUUUUGGCCAGUUUGUUGAACAUGUUUGAAGCAUUAUUGAUCUCUAACAACAACAAAAAAAAACUCCUUUUGAGAAACUCACACACUAGCCCUGCGGCAUCCAGACCUGAUUUUCAGAUCAGAACUUUCAUCUAGCGAGUCUGAAAGAUUCAAAAUCAGGUUCCUUCAUUUCCAUCGGCAACAGAUCUGAGAUCAAACCAAUUUCAGUUGGGAUUGUCUGUGUGUGUAUGUAUUUCUGUCUGUCAGCCCCAGUGAGGAUUUGCAGGCUGGCAGAUGUUGAUCUCUCCACACUGAUGGUGGAAGUUUCCUAACGAGCACUCCGUGUGAAGGACGCUAGAGUGGUGGGGCUUAAAUCCUGGACUAAAGAAAAAAAAAAAAAAAGGCUGAACAUGAAGGUUGUGAAUAUAUGAUACUGUUGAAGAAAUAUUGGAGGCAUAUGAAUGAAUGCAUAAAUUGCAAUUCUACAGAAACAAGAUCCAUACCGGAUGGAAAUAAGACUCCCAUUGCAUAGCUGUUUGAUCCAUUCCUGGUUUUACUAUGAGUUUAUUAAGACACACCUCAGCUUAUUACCUCUACAGUGGGGCGAAUCAAGCUCAGAGUAAAACCUGCAAUGUGUGAAACUGCUCUGCAGUAGGAGUCUUAUUUCCAUCCCAGGAUUUCUGUAUAGUGUCUCCAGUUGCAGACUGCAGAAGGAACCAGCGGUAGGCAGCUCCAUUUCGAUACUGGGAACGAGAGGAGAUUAAGUUUUACAGACUGGUGUUUUUGAUUAUCUCUUAAAUAUAAGCCCCCUUCAGAGGUUCAGUUUUAUAAUCCAGCAUUAUUGUACUCUAUGCAAGGCUGUAAAACUACAUCCAAUGCAGUAAAUGUUUGAACACAAGACACAAGGCUUGACUUAGUAUUUAUAGUCAUCUACUUGUGUAUUUAUUUCAAAUUUCGCAUUGGUUUUCACACAAGGUAUUCAAUUACAGUGGUGUACAUAAUGCAUCAAGAUGUCAGAAAAAGUUUUUCAGGAAAUAAACGACAAGGAAACACAAGAUCUCCGGUUCAACGCUAAGUAAAAUAGAACUAUGUUUAGAAUGUGCAUUUCCCUUUACUGUAUAAACCUUCAAAGCCUUAAUUGUCUGUGUGUAUACACAUGUAUAAGUAUAUUGAAAAGAUGUGAAUGCAUUUGGAAGUACAGGUAAAUAACCUGCACUGUAGUGACACUGUAUUUGCUCUGCUUGUAAAUUAUUCAUUAUACAGCUAUGGCCAAAGGUUUUGCAGCACCCUAUAAAAUGAAGUAAUUUUGCUUCAUAAAGUCGAAAGAAAACUUCUGAAUAAUAUUGCAUACCAUUGCAUACUGGUUUGUAGUUUUCCAUAUACAGGGUGAUUAGAAAGUACGUUUACCACAUCAAUGAUAUGGCGUUUUGAAUCACUUUCUAAUCACCCUGUCCUUAAUGAAAAACUGACAAAAAUGUAAUCAUGUGAGAUGUCUAACAUGAAAUACUGUACUACUAUUGUGGCUUCUGGUAGACUUUUGCAACAUCAUUUUGUAGUUUCUUAGAUUAUGUGAAAUUAAAUGAAAGAUCUAAAUUAUGUUCAUAUAAUUUUUAAUUUAAUGAUGUCUUAAUCCUAAAAUUCUAGGUGAUGCAAAACGUUUGCCAUAGCUGUAUGUACUUACAGCAAAAACAGUAUGAUGAAGAAAAUGACUUUGUUGAAUACAGUGCUUGUUGUGUACAAGGAUCCAUCUUCAUACCUAGAGCAACCAUGACCAGUCAAUGUGACUGGUGUAUUAAAAACAACAUAAAUAUUAUAAUGAAGGACAAACAAUUGAAUAUAUGUUGUAGUUUUAUUCAGGAACGUCAUCUAAAGCAUCUACACAACCGAAACAUUGUAAACAAACAGACAUUUGAACAGAAAUGUGUUUAUAUACAGACAUUACAUAACACGCAACCUCAAAAAAUGGUAAAAAAAUGAAAUAAAUAUUUGAAAAUAAAUGUGUAUAUACACAGAUAUAUGUUGUACAUACAAAACUACAACUGUAAAAAUGUUUUUAAAUAAAUGGGUUUAUACUGCCUACAUAACAAAGCGCACUUAUGCAACCGAACCUAUGUGUUUGUACACAGACAUACCAUAAAUGACAUGAAUAAAUAAACAUUUGAACAGAA